Messenger RNA from Pantherophis guttatus, 13088 nucleotides. The record is from RefSeq and is a predicted model, not a curated record. NCBI's taxonomy places the organism in Eukaryota, Metazoa, Chordata, Lepidosauria, Squamata, Colubridae.
UGCUCGCAGGAGCGCUUUUGCUGCAGCGCUCCCGACGUCGUUGGUUGGUUGCCUGCUUGUGUCGGCUUCUUCCUUGGCAGCCGGGUCGGGUCGGAGCCGCCAGGACCAGUGGGUUCUUCCAGGUCUCCACUUCGCUUGCUUCCCCCCUUCUCCAUCGCCCACUCCCGAGGGCUUUGGCGAGGCUCCAGUUGGGUCUGCUCCGGGAUUCUAUGGAGCUCAAGCAUUAAGGGGACCGGGAGAGCCCGCAGCCUCGCCCCUCUCUGCCCCCCAACUGGGCACGCGGAGGAGGGUACAGCGGUCUUCGCCAAUCUUAUCAGGAAAAGAGGGGGAGCAGGGGAUGCUGUCUCCGCGACGCCCCCCACUUUGAUGGAGCAGUUUUGCAGGAGACAUUUCAAAGUAAAGUUCAGUAUGAAAUCUUCCACACAAGUCUGAACAAUGUACAUCUCUACUCAAAAGUAAACUUCAAUGGGUUAAUUCUGAAGAGACGCCAGAGUUGAAAAAGAACUGGAAAAAGUCACGAAAUAUUGCGACCUGACCAUCGAAACUACACAAUUAUGGAUGAAACAUGUAACAGUGACACCCAUUGUUAUCGGGGCAUUUGGUACCAAGUCCAAGAAUUUCACAAAAUACAACAAUCAAUUGCAGCUUCCUGCAAUAACACCAGCGGAACAGCAAAAAACUACUCUACUUGGAACAUCGUACAUCUUAAGAAGUUUCUGAAGAUCUGAGCAUCAAACGUGCUGUUCACUGAAGCAUGAGCUUUGGACAUGGCCACCCGCCGCUGCACUCGGAAGCCUUGGCUGGCCCCCGGCAUCUCUAGAAUGAUUUGGAAACAUCUUGUUCUCAUUUCCCUCUGGCUGCCAUCAUUUGUUUUGGGUGGAGCCUCCCCCACCUCCUGCCCAGCUGCUUGUUCCUGCAGCAACCAAGCCAGCCGGGUCAUCUGUACACGCCGGGAGCUGGUGGAAGUGCCCGAGAGCAUUUCAAUCAACACACGGUACCUCAAUCUGCAGGAGAACAACAUCCAGGUGAUAAAGACUGAUACUUUCAAGCAUCUUCGUCAUCUUGAGAUUUUACAACUUAGCAAGAACCUCAUCCGUAAGAUUGAGGUUGGUGCCUUCAACGGCUUGCCCAACCUCAAUACACUGGAGCUCUUUGACAACCGGCUAACCACUGUCCCCACACAGGCCUUUGAGUACCUCUCCAAGUUGCGGGAGCUAUGGCUGAGGAACAAUCCCAUUGAAAGCAUCCCUUCUUAUGCCUUCAAUAGAGUCCCUUCUUUGCGGCGUCUGGACCUUGGAGAGCUCAAGAAGUUGGAGUAUAUCUCAGAAGCAGCUUUUGAAGGCUUGGUCAAUUUGAGGUACCUGAACUUGGGCAUGUGCAACCUUAAGGAUAUUCCAAAUUUGACAGCCUUAGUGCGGCUAGAAGAACUUGAGCUUUCUGGAAAUCGCCUGGACAUGAUCCGGCCAGGCUCCUUCCAAGGUCUGACUAGCCUUCGCAAACUGUGGUUGAUGCAUGCCCAAGUGGCCACCAUUGAACGCAAUGCUUUUGAUGACCUUAAGUCAUUGGAAGAGCUCAAUCUCUCCCACAAUAAUUUGAUGUCCUUGCCCCAUGAUCUAUUCACCCCUUUACACCGCCUAGAACGUGUCCACCUCAAUCAUAAUCCUUGGCAUUGUAAUUGUGAUGUGUUGUGGCUCAGCUGGUGGCUCAAAGAGACAGUGCCCAACAACACUACCUGCUGUGCCCGGUGCCAUGCCCCACCAAACCUAAAAGGGCGAUAUAUUGGAGAGCUGGAUCAAAGCCAUUUUACUUGCUAUGCCCCUGUUAUAGUGGAGCCUCCAACUGAUCUUAAUGUGACCGAAGGAAUGGCUGCUGAAUUAAAGUGCCGAACAGGGACCUCAAUGACAUCAGUGAACUGGCUCACACCCAAUGGCACACUGAUGACACAUGGUUCCUAUCGGGUGCGCAUUUCUGUCCUUCAUGAUGGCACACUCAACUUCACCAAUGUGACAGUCCAAGACACUGGGCAGUACACUUGUAUGGUGACUAAUUCAGCUGGCAAUACCACUGCUUCAGCCACACUCAAUGUCUCAGCUGUGGAUCCAGCCACUACAGGUUAUACUUACUUCACUACUGUAACUGUGGAGACCAUGGAUCCUGGCCAAGAAGAAUCAGUCCCCACAAAGAAGGAACCUGGGCCAACACCCUCCCAAGGUUGGGGCAUGACUUAUUCCACUACUUCACUGACUCCACGCAGCACACGCAGCACUGAGAAGCCAUUUACUAUCCCAAUCACUGAUGUCACAGAAAAUGGCAUGAAAGAUUUAGAUGAUGUGAUGAAAACUACUAAGAUCAUAAUUGGCUGUUUUGUAGCCAUUACCUUCAUGGCUGCUGUGAUGCUCAUUGUCUUCUACAAACUUCGUAAGCAGCACCAGCUUCAUAAGCAUCAUGGACCUACCCGCACUAUUGAGAUCAUCAAUGUUGAAGAUGAGCUGCCUGCAGCAGCUGGAGCUCCCGGUGACAGCCAUCUUGCGCUUCCUGCCAUUGAGCAUGACCACCUCAACCACUAUGCUGCUUUCAAAGCCCACUACAACAACAAUAGUGGUGGUGGACCCCUCACAUGCUCCAAGAAUCCCAUGCUCAAUUCCAUCCAUGAACCUCUUUUAUUCAAGAGCAGCUCUAAAGAAAAUGUCCAAGAGACACAGAUAUGACAGCCACAGCCUGAGGAAAAGGGGAGUAAUUCUGUGGUGGGAGGGCGGCAAUGGAUUAGUAUAUGCAGUGAGGAACAUGUUGAGGAACAGCUCCUCCCUCCUCACUUUAAAAACAAACACAAACAAACACAGGUCUUUCCACCACCAUGGCAGAUCUUGGAUCCCAAGCCUCCACCAGUAGAUACCUUUGGUUCUCACCAAGUUAGCUUUUUAUGUUCUCUUCUUUUUUCCUUCUGCAAAACAAGACACUGCUCUCACCUUCUGCCUGAUCUUCCCUUUCUUUUCUUUUCUUUUUCUCUCCCCUUUCCUUUUCUUAUUUUUCUACCAUACUCCCUUUACAUUGGAGACUUUUUUUAUACAGAUGGGGCUGUUUCUGUAUCCAACUACCUGUUGUUUUACUUUGAAAUGAAUGAAAGAAAGAAAAGAAAAGGAACAAUGACAGUGACAAAGGAGGAAGGGAGGACAUUUUCCUUUCAACGUCAUGAGAAUAAUCUUUAGGAAGAAGAAUAAAACAUAAAACCCAAGUGGAAUGGGAAAGGGAUUUUAAAAAAGUCUUAUUUUGAGCCGCUUUCCGUCAAAAUUCUAUUUUCAUCCAUUGGGAUAUACAAAAUAAAUAAAUUAAAUAAAGAAAUGGGAGGUCAUAGUGGUGCCAGGAUCCCCACCCUCACCCCGCUCCACCUUUGGAGCACGUGGGGAUGCUGGGCACACAGGGUUUCCGGAAAUUUUUUAUGACUAGUAUUAUUACUAUGGGAAAGCAGGCACAGCCAAUGUGCUCCCUAGAGACACAGGGGUAUGGAGGUAUUUUUUAAUUUGUAAUAAUCUGGGGUGGGAAUGUUGGGUUUGAUGGGGGUUGCACUUCUGGCCUAAAAAAAAUUGAAAAAGAAAAAAAAGAAAAAAGGGCCUGUGGAUUCCCGUGACAUUUUGGGGUCUGGUCUGAGUUUCUUAUUUUAAUAAAAUCCAUAAAGAUGUUUCCAAUCCUCCCUAGGAUGGUUUUUUCAGUGGGGGGAAUAAAUGUGAGCUAUUAUUCAAAUGCAUAAAAUGCAUUUUAAGGAUGGAUUUUGGCAGCAGUGCAAAUGUAUGUAGGGGCACAGGAAGGUAUAUGCUAGUACUUCUCUUUUACUUAAUCCCACUCUUCCUGUUCCUGACUUUAUUAAGCUAAGCUACCAAGUCAUAAGAGUGUGUAUGUGGCUUGUGGGUUCUUGCAUUCACUUGAUUGCUUCGGGUGUUCCAUUUAUAUUCAAGAACUCAUGCGUAAAAUCCUUCUUUAAUUUCCGCCAGUUAAUGAAAAGGUCAUUGUCUGAAAAAGUAAGAUAGCACAUACUAGAGACUUUGGGAAUGGGGGCCAUCAUAUAUGGAUCCAUGAUUUUCUAUGCUUUCUUUGAACCAGGUUGGUCAUCACACCUAAUAUCAAUGAGGUAGAGAUGGAGAUGCUGCAACAUACACAAUUUCUCCCUGACACACAUCAGGGGGGGAUUCAACAGUUGUCAUUUACACCAUUCCCAUCCAUAGUGUGUAUAGUGUGAUCUCUGUGGAUGAAUCUGCUUUCUUAUAUGGAGACCCAAGGACUAAGCAUUUUAGGAAACUUUAAAAAACAUUAUUACAUAUUAUGGUACUAUGGGAAACCACAGAUAGUAGUCAUGAGAAGUGAAAGAUGUAGCCCAACAACCUUUGAAAGACCGGAUUUUUCCCACCCAUCAUGUGAGAAGAAAAUCUAAAGACUUCACAUUAUUUAAACUUCAACCAGAAGAAAGUAACAUAUGUUAUUUCAAUUAGAUAUAACAAGGCAAUCUGCUGCACCUUCACAAGUGUUGGGACAACAGUUUCCAACAUUCCCAGUUGGAAAGCUGAACAUUUGGAGAAAGCUGUGAUAGAUAGGGAGACUGAGAACUUUCAAGCUUUCAUGGGAAAAAUGCAUCGAAGAAAGGAUGAAAGAAAACAUCAGAAGAUUACAUCACAAAAGAGAUCUGGGAAUUGGAGAAGCAGAACUUACAGGAGGCACGAAUGUUUGGGAUAGGAUAGAACCAACAGUCUCCCCAACCUGAUCUCCUGAAUUGGCAGGCAGUUUAUGUCAAAAGAUGGUCUGAGGAUUUGGAGAGUUUAACACAUCUAGAGGACAUCCAGUUGGGAAGGGUUAUUGUUAUUGUUAUUGUGAGAUGCCCAGAAUUGCUUAAGAGAGUCAGUCAUACAAAUCUUUCAAAUAAAUAAAUAAAGAUGGUCUAGAUAUUUAAGGAAUACGGAUUAGAUCAAGUUGUUGAAGGAUUAAAAUAAGGAAUUAUUUGAUAUGUUAUGUUAUGUGAGUGCUAUGAAAAAAUAAAAGUGGGCGAGGGAUGACAAUUUAUGACUAGACAGGAGAAGGUUGCUGUAAUCAAAACAAAAAAAAAAUAAUGGUCAAAAUAUGAAAAAAGAGGAUUUGCAAAAGGGUGAAGAAAAAAAAAGAGCUAUCCUAUAUAUUUUUUUCUUGCAGGGUUGCACACAGAGAAGUGACAUCAUCUUUUGGUGGUGGAUUCAAUGUGGAAACAAAAUAUGGAAUGUUUUUCCAUUAAGGAAAAGAAAAAGAUUCUCUCUGUGUUCAUCUUUUUUGGGUAGUAAUAUCAAAAUAAUUUUUAAAAAUAUUUUUUUAUUAUAAUAUUUUUCUUAAUAUAAAAUUCAAAUGAAAAUAAAGACAAUGGAAAGAAUAGGAAGGAAAGUGGAUAGAAAAGAUAAAGUCAGGAAAGAGGAAAAAAGAAACAAAAAGCAGUAGCUUCCAAUUUUUUUUCAAUGCAGUAAGUUACCUAAAUAAAGUUAAAGUAUCAACUUUUAACUUACUCCAAAUAAUAACUACAAGCCAUUUCUAUACCAAUAGCCCAUUUAAUCAUGAAAACCCGAAGUCAAAAUUUCAUUUUUCCCUCUCUUUCAUACAAGUAAUCCAGAAGUGGCUUCCAAGUAGCCACAAAACUAUUUACAUUCUUGACCCUAAUUAAUGCAGUUAACUCCACUGCCAUCUCCACUAGCUCCAUCAUCUUUUCAAUCCAUUCCUCCAUUGUGGGGGUUAACGCUUCUUUCUGUUUUUGGGCACAUAAGAUUUUUGCAGCUGUCAACAUCUACAACAACAAAGUUCCAUCCCCUCCCCCAUUCUUUAUCUAAUAAACUUAGAAGAAAAUUUUCUGGUUUUCAUUGUAAUUAUCCCAAAAAAUUAUGAGGAGAGGAAAACUUCAGAAGAAAGAUAAGAUGAUUCACCUUAUUUGCUGUAGGUCUGAUAAUAUAAACAGCCACACAACUACUAAGAAUAGGCAGCUGGCAUGAAGGGAAGAAAACUCUUAGCAGAAAGGUAGCAUGGCUUGUCAGCAAGGUACAAGAGGUAUCGGAAGCUACUGAAUUGGUGGAGGUUGCUUGGAGAGAACAGUUGGGCAGGGGCGGAUUCCAGCAAAGAGAAAGGAAAAGCCUAGGAAAGCCCUGUCUCUCUCUCUCUCUCUCUCUCUUUCUCUCUCUCUCUCUCUCACACACACACAAACAUUUAGUAGAAUGGUUGGAAAAGUGUUUAUAAAGAAGAACAACUAGCUGAGGGGAGAUUCAUAGUGACCAUGAUGUGUUGAAAGGACCUCUUUCAAAGACAGUAGAGGUCAGGGGUAGAAGAAGAAAAGUAUCUUGAUUUGCCACACAGAGAUGGUCCAAAAAUGGCUUCCUUAGACAAUCAAACUGAAGUCCCUCAGGACUACAUGGAGCACUUGAUCCAAUUAUGAAUCCUAAAGGUUACUUUAAGGCAAAAAAAACCAACAACCCUCAAUUGUUUUAGCUGCUGGUGAGGAAGGGAAAAGAAGUAAAAAGGAAAAAGAGAAUUUGGAAAGGGUGACACUAAGAGAGAGAGAGUGUGUGAGAGAGAGAACAAGAGAUUACUCAGCCUUGCCAUUCCCUAAAAUAGCACCCUUGGUUAAAAUGAAUAAUCUUUCUCCCUCUUUAUUAGCGUUAGUUAGGGAGAAAUUGGAGAUAAAAACUAGUAUGCUUCAAUGCAGUAAAGAAUAUUUUGUAAUGCAGAUAGUGCAAGGAUGAAGAGGGCAUUGCUAAAGAUACAGGAACAUAAUUGGAGGGCUGGACCCCUUUUUUGGUCCUUUUUCUCUGUGUAUGUUUUUUUAAGGGCUUGAAGAAUUUAAGGGAUACAAUAGAUGUAUGGGGAGGCUUUUUUGAAGUUCCUCUUCAAAAAACACAGUUAAAAUCAGAAAUACUCCACUUAUUUUACUGGUGUGAUAUCUGGGACUCUUCUGAAGAUAACAAAAAUAGGGCCGGUUGGCAAUAUGCAUACCAUGGGCUAAGAAUAUUCUACCUUGAUCUAGUGGUAUGUUGUAAACAAAGCUUAAAGGUUAGAACUGUAGAGGAGAGGAACAUCAAAUAUGUGUAGUUGGUUUGUUGUUUUUUUUAGAGAAAUGUGGGUAGCAGGGCUUGGUAUUUAUUGUAUGCAAUAAGAUCCUAGGGAAAACAAUAGAUGAAUAUAAAACAGAGAGGUGGAGCAUUGAUUAUAGUAACAGUUAUAAAAUGACAGGCUAGCAGGCCACAAUGAAGGGGACAAGGAGAACAACAGGGUUAACUAGGUCAACAGGAAACAAGGAAGAUGCUGAAGGAGCAAACAUGAUGAAGAAUGUGGGAACGUGCCAAAGUUUCCAACUUCACUCUAUUGAAGAAGGGAUAGCCUAUUAACUGCAUCUUCUGGAAAUUGAAGUCCAGAAGACAUUCAAUUGGAGAAGACUGCUUUAAAAAUGGAAGAUAGAGAUUGUGCUCCUUCAGAUGUUCUUGGAUUACAACUCCCAGCAUCUCUCAUCACUGGUCCUGCAGUGCUUAAUGAGACUGCUGGAAAUUGAAGUUCAGCCACAUUUGGGGGACCACUGAUUGCCUACUUAGGCUCUAAGGUCAGAGACAUGGGAAAAAAGCUGCAGUGGAAGACAAUGAUACCUCUGUAAUAAUAUUUUGACACACAUGUUGCUUGACCAAAUUUAAUGGCAGUACAGACAAGCAACUGAAGCUGUAGGACCAGAUUUAUUAUUUAUUUAUUUAUAUUCUACCUUUAUUAUUUUUACAAACAACCCAAGAUGGUGAACAUACCCAACACACCCUCCUCCUCCUCCUCCUCAUAUUUUCCCCACAACAACAAAUCUGUGAAGUGGGUUGGGCUGAGAUAAAGUGACUGGCCCAAAGUCACCUUUGCCUAAGGCCAAGGCAUGACUUGAACUUGUGGUGUUCUGGUUUCUAGCCGGAUGUCUUAAACACUAGACCAAACUAGCUCUCAGAUUCACAAAAGUUGUGUUCCUGUUCCUUCAAAUCAAAAUAAAAUAAAAUGGUGAUGCCUGUGGUUCAAACCAACUGCCUUUCAGCAUACUGUAUCUGCUGUACCCCUUUUCCUCUCACAUAUCAAAAUGGAUGCAUGCCUCCCUAAUCAUACUUGCAUGUAACUAAACUAAACUUGUUCCAGCCUAACAAUCAUUUAGGUUUGUAUUCCUGGGACGUGGCUUUUUAUUGCCCAUUUAUUCAUUGUCUAGUGCAAUUCUACACACAUUUGGAAUGGCCACCUGAUUUUCAGUUUAUUCCAAGGCCAUGUGGAACUGCAUCUUUUGUACAAUUUAAAAAGGGAUCUUUGUGUGGGAUGAAGAAGUCAUUCUUUCUUAAAACACACACACUCACCCAAAAAUUCGGCACCACAGGAAGAAAGAAGACUUUGGUAGUGCUGCAGAAAAGCAGAGGUAUGUAUAUGUGCAAACAAGUCCAGUAUCUGGUACUGCAAGUAUAUUUUCUUGAAAGUGUACUGGUUUAUAUAUUUGUGAAUGCCAAAAACCUGAAAGAUUUUGGGCAAUAACUUCCAUGCAUUCUAUGCCUUUAUUCCUAAAAUUCUAGCUUCUUUUUAACCAAGAAAUCCCAAACUAAUAUAAAUGGAUGUUGGCUGGUAUAUUGUAUUCAGAUUCAGAUUCAAAAUCCUUCUGUUACUGUCUACUGGGUUUCUAUGAAUAUUAUCAAUACCUUUGCUCAGUGGGAGCAGAGGGAAUAUAUUUGUAUGAAUAGUAAGGUAAAAAAAGCUCUUCCCUUGACUUCUUAGCAUUAAUUUGAGAUGCACAACAGGCAGCUACAUUCUCCCAACGAGAUUUAUGCUGAUUUUUGUGUUUCCUCCUGGGAAUGCAAAGUUGUUUCAAGCCAGUAUGUGCUGUUCUUUCAAAGCACUACCUGCGCUGUGAGAUUUGGAUCUGCAAGGCGCAGCAUGUUGAACAGUAAAAAUCAGCCUGGAAGCAGUUUCCAUAUUUCUCUGGCUGGAAAAGGACUUCUGCCACCUUUCAACUCUUACAUUUCUUCUACUGAAGGACAAGUCCAAGAAGAAAGAGGAAAAAACAAUUGAACCGUAACCUUAAAUUGUAUGAUCAAGCAUAGAUAUGAUACUUAAGAUCCAUGUCUAGCAUUCUUAAUAUUAAAGGUUCAAAGUUGUUUUACUACACAGGGAGUCUUAAAUUGUUUCAACCAGGAAGGUGUUCCUUUGUUUUAAAACAUCCAACUGAUUACUUUCUCGACCACAAUGGCCUUUUCCUGGGGAACUGUUGCUUUUCUCCUGCCUCCAUGAAGCAACCUAUCAGAAAUAUACAACCUGAAGCUCCUGGACUGUUUGCAGCAUUCCUCUCCCCAAUCCAUUUUAAAGAUGAUCCCUAACAUCUAUAAUUUUUUUUUAGUAUGACACAAGUGGAAAAUUAUGGGAAAUAAUCACAUUAACUGUAAGGAACUAAUUCAAAUUUAAUUAACUUGAAAAUUAAAUUAAAUCUAACUUUAUUUCUGUCCAGCUUCAAUAAUUUCUUUGUCCAGAACCUUUUUUUUUUUUUUGGAAGCAUAUUUCCCCAGCACGUCCAUCAAAGUCCUGAACAAAAUGGAGGAAGCACACCUUUGUGUUUGUGGGGUUUUAAGAUUUUCCAUCGGAAAACAACAGGCAGAAGAAAACUUAAACAUCUCUCUACCAACACUGAUAUCAUAAUCUAAAUAAUGGCUCCCUUUAUGUUUGAAGAAAAGAUGAAGCUGGAGGUUACCUUCUUAUUACCAUUGUUUUCUCUCAUUUGCAUUUUCUGAUUUCAAGAGAUAAGGAGAAAAAAGAUUGGAACUCAACAUUCCCACUAAUUAUGGAUGCAACUCUCAUUUUGAAAUUCCAGUCGCUUUUAUCGGCAAUUAUAACCAAUCUAUUUUUUUAUCCAUUCCAUUUCCUAAAGAUGCUGGAAAUUCUUUGUUCUAAAUGCAAGGCUGUUCUAUGGUGGAGUAGUUCUUACCAAUCAGCCGUUUAAAACGGAAUAAUUUUUAUCUACACCUUAGUUUUUUCAAUACAAAGGAAAAAGGAAAGCCAAAUUCACAAAUAUGAAAUCCAUUAAUGGGGUACUGAAAAGGAACAUUUUUUCAGUACCAACUGAUAAUGUUCUCCUGGGUGAUUCAAUGAACCUGAAUUGACAAUGGGACCUUACAUGCCAGGAAAAUCUGUUUGCAUGUCAGAGGAUCUUUGGUUCCAGAAUUUAGGAAGUAACACUAAUUAUACACAAUAAUAUCCCUCCUAAUUUAAUGUGCCAUGUGGCAUCACCAAUUAUCCAAAAACAUAUCAAUGCUGUGGAAAAGUUAAAUUAGCAUUUGGUAAAGCAGCAACAGAAACCUUGGAACAGAUAUCCAAAUGUUUUAAUGAGUCUAUAACCUACAAAGAUCAGAAUUGUGCAAGCCAUGAUCUUCCUUGUGAUACUCUAUGGAAGCAAAAGUUGAACUUUAAAGAAGCAGGAUAGAAAGAGUUUGGAUGCUUUUAAUCUUGGGUGUUGGAGAAGAUUCUUGAGAAUACCAUGGGUAGCCAAGAAAGCAACCAAUGGAACGUCAAACAAAUUAACACAGAGUUCUUAAUUGAGAAGAAAAUGACCAGGCUCAAAUUAUGCAAAGACCCAGCUCUCUGGAAAAGGGAAUCCUGGGAAAGGUCACAGGAAAGAGAAUAAGAGAAUGACUAGCAGCAAGUUGGAUAGACUCCAUUAUAGGGGCUGCACAGAUGGAAGACCUGAAAGAUCAGAUUGUCAUGGAGAAAUUUUAUCUAUGUGGUCACUAAAAGUUGAAAACAACUUGAUGGACAUAAUUAAUUAAUUAACUACUAAUACUAUUGAUACUACUACUGCUGUUAUUAUUAUUUACAUUACCAUUGUGUACAGAACUUUAGAGGAGGAGUACUGUAGAUGGUAAAGUUGACUCUUCCGAUAGAUCUUUGAGUAAUUUGUAUUAUGCCAUAUGGAUAUUUUGUUCCCAGUUGUUUAACAGUAGCAGCAACGUCAUGACGGCCCUUGGAUUCUGCCAGUGAAAUGGACAAAGUUCAGUCUGGAAGCUUCUUGGUGGAUAUGUGUCUAUAUUAUGUGACUAUCUGCAUUAUUCAUAGAAUUUUAAGUGAUGGGGGGGGGAUAACCACAUAACCUUAUGUUUCAUUUGUAAACUAUUCUGUCUUUUCAUAUCUCUUUUAUCUUGUCACCAGAGAAAAAUCUAUUAAGGAUAGAAAAAGAUUGUCAGUUCUGCAAACUAUCCAUCUGGAAGCAUCUCACCACAAUGAAUAGUUGUGCAAAAUGACAAUAACUGCUUUGUAGCCCUGAUACCUAAAAACAAAUCUCUGGUUAAGGCUUCCUUAAGUCUCAUCAACAUUUUGUAAAGUAUAUCCCAGAAAAUUGAAAUAUGUUUUUUAUAAAUACAAGGAACUACAUGCCGUGACUACCUUCCAAUGUAAAAUUGUGCUUAAAAAAAAAAACAAUAUGGGAAAAUGAGAGAGAAUAUAUGUGAUCAUUCUGGCUAACAAUAUUUAAAAUUUGGCUAUCGUUUAGUUGUGGGAGAGCAUGAAAAAUCCAGAUUGCAUUAAAAAAAAGUACGUUUUGAGAUGGGAUUUGAAGAGGUAGUCUUCAAAUGGGAUGUAGUUCCUAAAAUGAACAGCCUUAAAAGAUAAAGGGCUCAUGUUUUAUUAAAUAUCUCAGAAGUAAGAGACUUUGGACUCUGUCUACUGAGAAUGCUAUGGUAUGUCACUGCCAUUUUAAGGUAAGCUGGAAAAGAAAAGAGGUUCCUCAUACCAAGAUAGAAAAGAACCAGCUGAAGAAACAUAAUUCAUGUGAAAGUUCCAAAAAAAAAGAGAAAGAAAAGAAAAGAAAAAGAAAUAAGUCCUCUGCCCUAGAAUCAUUCUUCAAUAAAUGUUGCUCAUGUAUCAUGGCAUGGUAGCCAUUUCUCAGUGUAUUCCCCACAUAUGUUGACAAUAUAAAGAUGGAUGGUUAAAUUCGAUUUAAAUAUUUGCAAGAAUUUAAGGACAUAAAGCAACUUUUCUCAAGCUAAUGUCCUCAAAUAUUUUAGGAUUCCAAAUCCUAAUUGGGACUGUAAUAUAUAGUGUAUUUUUUAUUUAUUAAACAAGUUUAAAUCCAUGCAUGAUUAAUUCAGAAUAAUUCUGGCUCUGUUAAGUGCUCCAUGGUCUUAGGCAAGUCUACAUAAAAGUGCCAGAUUAGUUGAUUAAUCUAUGACAAUGAUGUGUUAUAAAACAUUUGGCCAGGUCUGAUCAAAUUGAUCAAAUUAAUCUGAACACUAACUGUGAUGACAGGACUUGAAAGUUCAGCUAUAUCUGGAGAGCAUCACUAUAAUUUGUUUAGCUAUUAAAUAUACAUUUGUUACAGGCUUCAGGGCGAACUGGUGUGGGGUUGACAGAAUCUAUCAUUUCUUUUUCCACAUUUCAUUUAUUUUUUAAAAAAUGUUUAUUUUUUCUGAUUUCCCUAUGAUUGUAAAUUGUACUGGAAUCAUCAAUCAUCAUAAGGGGUGAAAUUACAUUUACAAUAGGGACAAUAUUAAUCUGAGAAUUUAAUCUGUGCUUUAAUUUGCAAUUUUAUCAAUUUAUAAAGCAAGAUCAGGAUCAAAGGCCACAGUUUCAAGACUGUACUUGAAAUACAUCAAACCUUUUAUUGCUGCACAGCACUCCAUGCCAUAAAACAUCGUACAGAAUACAAAACUUCCUACAGAUAUUAUUGUCAAAUCAAUGGAAAACAUAGCUAUUUAGAAAACUAAUAUAAAUGGUUUUAAGAAUGUCAUUAGAAUCGACAAAGUAAUCAAUUGAUGCUAUUUGAAUAAGAAUCCUAGACUUGAUAUUUCUUCCUAAAUCCAUUUCUAUGAAGCAUGGGUGGUCAAUAAACUGCUUGAUUUAUUUUAUUUAAAAAGCUGGCUGUUGGAUCCUUGAGACUGGUAAGAUUUUAUCUUCUGAUUGCAAGCAUAUACAAAUCCUUACUAGGUUUUCUUUCAUCACCAGCCCAUAGGUUAACGUCAGCUCAAAGUCAGCAUUAACUGUUCCAUUUUUGAAGUAAUGUGCUCCUUCUCCUGACACAAUUUUUGUUAUGAAUAAAAUACUGGAUGUUUUACUGACAA